CGUGAAAACAUGGCCCCGCAAUGUCGCCGAUAUAAAAUACAAGGGGGUGUGUAAAUUGUGUAGCAUCAGCAAUUGUUGCGUCCCCCUUGUCUAUGCAUGCACGAGGACUCACAAGCUGCCCCCAGCUCAACCUUCUGACCAACACGAUGAAGGCUGCCUUUGCUCUCUUCCUGCUUGCCAUUGCGGCUUCUGUCUUCGCAGACACUGAGGAGGAUUACUUGAAUGAAAUCUACGCUGGUGUCGAUGUCCGCUGUCUCUUUGAUGAAGUGCUGUGCUGGGAUCUACACACUGUCUGCUUGGAUAAACCUGAUUUAAGACUGAAACAAAAGAUUCAAUGUGAUAUCGACAAGCAAGAAUGCAUCGACGGCCUGCCUCACGACUGCAGAAACAUGUUCCCAGACGCCAAGGGCACCACGCCGAAGACCAUCUCCUAGUUUCUAGACCUCACUUCAACAACACUUGACCUUGACACAACAGCCGUUUGACCUUUGACCUAUUUCACCAUGGAAAAAAUUUCUUACACUUUUUUAUUUUUCGUUUAAUUUCCAUUUUCUUUCUUUAAGAAAUCACGUGCGGUGUAUGGAAAAUGUCUCCCAGAGUAAAGGUAAAUAGAUAACAAAUGCUUCAAAUGGCUGUUGUAUCCGGGUAAACAAUGUGUUAUAUUUAGAUGCUUUUAUUUUGGCGCGAAGGUAUUUUAUCUUAACGAAGAGAUAGAAAACACGGAAGAACAUUUUAUUGAAAACAAAAAACAUAAUAAAUAGUCAAGAAGAAAGUAUUCAAGUGUGUGAUCGGUUGAGAAAUAUUAUUAAAUUAAUGAAAGAUGUGGUUUGAAA
This is a messenger RNA of Biomphalaria glabrata, 833 nucleotides long. RefSeq lists its product as uncharacterized. NCBI's taxonomy places the organism in Eukaryota, Metazoa, Mollusca, Gastropoda, Planorbidae. The record is from RefSeq and is a predicted model, not a curated record. The transcript is spliced from 3 exons. The coding region runs from base 93 to 434 and encodes 113 amino acids.